Messenger RNA from Ceratitis capitata (Mediterranean fruit fly), 2636 nucleotides. It is a transcript of the gene Sse, whose product is annotated as separin. Gene Ontology annotation, cellular component: centrosome; mitotic spindle; nucleus. The transcript is spliced from 11 exons. Lineage: Eukaryota; Metazoa; Arthropoda; Insecta; Diptera; Tephritidae. Gene Ontology annotation, biological process: meiotic chromosome separation; proteolysis. Bases 262 to 2229 code for a protein of 655 amino acids. Gene Ontology annotation, molecular function: cysteine-type endopeptidase activity. The record is from RefSeq and is a predicted model, not a curated record.
AAAGUGUUAAGUUCUUAUAAUACUUCCGGUGUUUACACUAAAAUAACGCCAAAAAUUUGAUUGGAUCAUAAAUUUUUUUCUGACAUCCUGUAUUUCAUUUCCAUUUGUUACUUUUGACUCCAAACCACAUUGGACACCCUGUGGGAUUGUGAAUCCGUCAGAGCAAUUUCUGACAUUUGUCUUUUAAAGCGGUAAACAAUUUGAAUUUUAAUAUUUGCAGUUUAAUUAAAAAUAAUUGUUAAAUAAUAAGAUUCAUCGAUUAUGGAAGAAGAUAUUGUGCAAUAUUUACUGCAUGGCAGCUUUGGCGUGAACGUCGGACCUAAUGCAAAAGAAUUAUUCCUUGAUCAAGUUGAAGUAGAAUUUGAUAAAGGAAACUUGCAAACUUCAAUAUUUUACCAAAUACGGGCAUUGUAUCAGGCUUCUCAGGAGCGCUACUUUCAAAUCGAAAAAAUAUUGAAUGAAGCUGAAGAUAUGGACGGCAGUCCCGCAUUCGCAGAACAGCUGCGCUUGGGAAUGAGUCUUUGGGAAAAGGAGAAUCUCAAAAGUAAUCCAUUAAUGCAGUUUGCACUGGAUACAAUUCGCGAUAAAAACACGGAGCUAAAUAGUGACGAAGAAUCGGAAUUUGUAUCGUGCAAUUUUUUGCAAAACAUUGUCGACCCUUUGCAGGGAGUGAAAAAAGUCGAAGAGAUUUGUCAAAAAAUGCCAAAAGAAUGGACAAUAUUGCAAUUGUGUAAAGGGCCACGUACAGAAACUACAUACUCGGUUUUUCCGCAAAUACAUGAGCUAGAUGCUGCCAUAUAUUUUACACUUUUUAAACAUGCACGCAGCGUUGAAUAUCCUACACCGAUUUGCCUGCGUUUUAGUGGUCCGGAACAGAAAGAGUUAUUCCAAAAAUAUGCCAAUAUUGCAAGUAAGUUCAAGCAAUGUAUCAACGUGGACCCCAAAGAGUAUAGCACAAAAGAAGCCAAAAAGUUUUAUUGGGAUAUGCUCUGUGAAUUGGAUCAGCAUAUAUCGCAAGCAUUAAAAGACCUGAAAAAUUUCUUCUUCCCAUGGAGUUUCCUUUUCACCGGCCAACCUUAUAUCCGGCCGUCCGCAGAAGCUACCGCGCUGGCUGCCAAACAGAGGAAAGCAUUCGCUACCGUCGAUGGCUUUUGCAACGAGUACCAUUGGGAUACACAAGCGCGCGUCUUGCUCUCGCUGACCGCUUUUAAUGUCGAUUUAUUAUCUGAGUUGGAAAUACAUGCAAUUUGUGGACUGCUUACGAGCAACAGUCGAGAAAAGAGCAAUGCUGCUAAAUUAUUACUGCAACUACAAAAUGCGGCACCAGCUGAAUGCCCUGAAGGAAAUGCUGAAAGCGAUAAUAAUAGCAAUUCCGCAAGGCGUCCUUCAACUCAUCACUAUCCGUGCAUUUUAAUUGUUGAUGAGCGUCUUGACCAUUUCUUUUGGGAGGAAUUAAAUGUUCAACAAGAAUAUAGUCGUGUCAAUUCCCUACAAUGUCUCUGGCGUCUGCAUAAUCUCUAUGCUGACCGCAUGCACAAAGGUUAUCUCUGUGUCGACAUCAUCGACGGAGGAUGUCUUGUGAAUCCUGAUAACAAUUUGCCAAAAACAGAGAUGCGCAUGCGUUGCUUUUUCGACUAUUGGCUACCAAAUUGGUUGAAGAAAAUAGCGCAAAAGCCAACACAGGAAGAGCUGCUGAAGGACUUCUUUAAACGCAGUUGUUAUGUGUAUGCCGGACACGGCUCGGGGUUACAAUAUCUCAAUGGAAAACACAUUGCUCGUCAACAAAUGAAUUGUGUGGUAUUUCUCUUUGGCUGUGACUCUUCGCGUUUACAUUCAAAUGGGUUGUACAGCGAGCUAGUCGGUUCGCAUUUGUAUUACCAUGCUGCUAAGUGCCCCACUUUAAUUGGAACUCUAAUGCCAGGUUUGGAUGCCAAUAUGGAUGGUGUGGCGACAGAAAUUCUUAGUCGUUGGAUAGCGCCGAAUUCGCCCAGUGUGGUCCCAUGGCAGUGUAUAGAUCAUGCAAGUUGGAUAAAGGAAGGCGUAGCGAAACCAUAUAAGUCUGACAUCCCCAGCUACCGCGAUACUCCCAUCUAUCAAUUUGGAAGUCUGUGUGCGGUUUUAGCGCGUAUUCAUCAACGUCGCUUUGAAACAAAACACUACAAUACAGUACCAUAUGUGUGCCGGGGCUUGCCAGUUUGGAACUACAAUGUGCAACCGCUGCCAAAUUAGAGAAAGCAUUGUUGCAGGAAACAAGCUUAUUAUAAUCAUAUGAAAGUUAUAUACAUAUAUGCAAUUUUAUUUAAUUUAGUUAUACACAUCAAAAGGUAGUUAAACUAUAAUUAAGAAAAUGUUGAUUGAGAUUUUCGCAAGCUACAGAGCCACAAAUUAAUUUAUCAAACCAUUUCAGACACUCUAUUUGGUCUUACUAUAGUCCGUGUUAAUGGACAUAUGAAGUGUUCAAAUAAAAAAGUUUAAAGUGAAAAACAAGCAGAAGCGCUACAAACCUCAACAACGUUUAAAUUCGAAAAUAUGUCCUUGAGAAUCUAAACAUCUUUAAACAGUCGUUCUGUUUUCUUUUUUUGAAACGUUAUAAGUAUCAAUAUCUAUUCGUCAAAACCUUACUCAAAAUAGUUUCA